AUGUCCGGACCCAAGCUGAAGAUCACAACAGAAGAAUUCGAUGUUUUCUUCGUCGACCUUGCUACGCAGGAAGGUCAGGAUGACAGGCCUGCUCAGCGCGUCGGUGGAGACCUCACUGUCAACGUCAACCGCGAAAACGUGUACUUCUACCUCGACUACAUCCAGGGGCUGGCCAGUGCAAAUGCUGUUGCUAGUGGAUCAGGCCAUUUUAGAGGUCCAGAAAUUCCGCGAAACUUAGGACGACGAGGAACGUUCCGCCUGGUCUUGGAGAACAAUAGAAAGAAUGUGACUCUACUCAUACAAAACGAUAGCGGAGCAGUUCUCCAUACAUACAGAGGCACGGGUAACGUCGAUGCGGGUCUCGUCGGGACCUGGACAGGCAGUAACGAUGGUCUCAUUUUCAAUCAUCAUCAUGCGUUCGCUUGUAAAUCUGGUGACAAACCAGGUGGUUUCAAGAGACAAAGCACGGUGGCAUGUAACCAAGACAGUGGCAAAGCGUGGACAAUAGCCUUGUCCAUGCCUCGCUUGGACUACCCGGCGGCACUUGUACCACCCGGCGCUUGGACCACCUUGCCUCGACGUAUAAAUACCCCCCUGCAGCCUCUCGUUCCUCCAACAACAGCAAUCAUCGCCCACUUGUCGCGCGUCGCACACAUCCUCAUCAUUGCACCGUCAGAUGCGCCCAUCAAUCCUCCGCCAUGCUCUCUUCGCUGA
Heterobasidion irregulare TC 32-1 is the source of this 714-nucleotide messenger RNA. RefSeq lists its product as uncharacterized. The transcript has 5 exons. The record is from RefSeq and is a predicted model, not a curated record. The coding region runs from base 1 to 714 and encodes 237 amino acids. NCBI's taxonomy places the organism in Eukaryota, Fungi, Basidiomycota, Agaricomycetes, Russulales, Bondarzewiaceae.